AAAACUUAAGUUGGCGUUGCCAGCUGACUUUACAAAAUGUUGUUCUACACAUUGAAAGUAGAGAAAUAAAAGCUAAAAUAAUCAGACAAUUUGAAGAGAAGGCACACAAACAAAUCUGCAACAAGUUUCAGCAACCACAAAAAAAGAUUGACGAAGAGCUGGCAAUUGGAAAUUGGCAAUUUCAUGUGGCCGCAGGCGUGCUUUAUUAAUUGAGCGGAAGUCGAGGUAUUUAGCAAACACUAAUUUGACGGGGGCGAAAUUCGCUAAUCAUGGCAGAAGAGCAGCAGCAACAACAAGUUGAAGACGUGCUUCAGACAGCGAGAAGCAAGUUUAGUAUUCAAAUCACAUCGGCGACAACAAUGCACAUUGAGAUUGCACGCGAGCAAUGCAAAUCGAGAAGCUGCAACAUUUCCACAUUGCUGCUGCACAACGGGCGACAAUAUGCCAGCAAUUUUGUGGUGAAACGUAAAUGGAUUGCAGCCAUGCAACAACAACUGCUGAAGUGGUCGUUGUCGUUGCCGCAGCAACUGCCGAGGGAACCAUCAGCCAACGAAACACGGCAAUUGUUUCGCCACAACUGCAAUCAAUCAUUCAAUAAAGCUUUGCAGCUUUGCUUCAACAUUGAGUUCAGUUGCCAAUCGCUGAUCACGAUCAUCGAGUGCUUCAAUCACAUGCCAAAUGGUCGCUCACGGCUACUGACUAACGGCAGCAAUCACAACAAUAGCAAUGGUAGCAACAUUGGAGACAGCAGUAAUAAGAGCAACAUCAACAGUAAUGACAACAGCAACAGAAAUGAGAUCAGCAACAGCAUCAGCGAUGGAAAGAGCAAUGAGAGUAACAACAACGGCAACAACAACAUUGGAGACUGCAGUGAUAACAGCAACGUAGAUAGCAACAUCCAUGAGAAGAGCAACAUCAAUGAAAAGAGCAACUGGAAUAAGAACAGCAACAGCGUCAGCAAUGGAAGCAGCAACCAGAUCAAUAACAACAGAAGCAUCUACAUUGGAUACAGCAGUGAUAACAGCAACAUCAAUGACAAAAGCAUCAUCAAUGUUAAUAGCAACAGCAACAGCAUCAGCAAUAACAACACCAACUUCAAUAAGAGCAGUAACAACAUCAACAAUGGAAAUAUCAACCACAUCAACAACAUCAGCAACAACAACAUUGGCGACUGCAGUGAUAACAGCAACAGCAACAUGAUUGACAAAAGCAACAUCAAUGUUAACAGCAACAUCAAUGAGAAAAGCAACAACAUCAGCAUAAGCAAUGAAAACAGCAACAGCAUCAGCAAUGAAAAUAGCAACAUCAAUAGGAACAGUAACAACAUCAGGUAUGGAAAGAGCAACCACAUCAACAACAUUGGAGACUGCAGUGAUAACAGCAACAGUAAUGACAACAGCAACAUCAAUGAGAAAAGCAACAUUUAUGUUAACAGCAACAUCAAUGGGAGCAGCCACAGCAUCAACAUGAACAAUGCAAAUAGCAAUGGGAGCAACUCAAACAACAAUGUGAAUUUCAAAUGCAACAGCAACAUCGAUGAAGGCAGCGACAGUAUCAGCAAUGGAAACAGAAACAACGGCAGUGACAACAGCAACAUCAAUGCUAACCGCAACAGUAAUGAUAACAGCAACAUCAAUGUUAACAGCAACAUCAUCAGCAAUGACAACAGCAAUGACAGCAAUCCGAACAACAAUGUCAACUUCAAAUGGCACAGCAACAGCAAUGUCAGCAGCAAUAUCGAUGACAACAAAGACACCGACAGCAACACCGAGAGCGACAGCAACUCCGACAUUUACAGCAACAGAGAAUGCGUGAUCAACAGCAGCGAUAAGGAUCUUAAUUUGAGUGCACACUUUGUGCAUUUGGUGGAUUACGUGCAACUUGCGGAGAGCGAAGCAGCAGCAACAGUUGCAGCAACAGCAGCAGCAUCGUUGUACGUUGACAUUCAAUAUGCGCGACAAAUGUGGCCAAUGAUGAUGGACAGCAAAGGUGUUGACACUGAUGAAGAUGAUGAUGAAGAUGAUGAUGAAGAUGAAGAUGAAUUUGUUAAUGGUGAUGAAGAUGUUGAUGAUGAAAAUGUUGACGAUAUUGAUAAUGAAGAUGUUGAUAAUAAAGAUGCUGAUGAUAAAGAUGUUUAUGAUAAAGAUAUAGAUGGUAAAGAUGAUGAACAUGUUGAUGAUGAAGAUGUUGAUGUUAAAGAUAUUAAUGUUAAAGAUGUUUAUGAUGAUGAAGAUGAAGAAGAUGAAGACUUUAAUGAUGAUGUUGCCGACAUUGCUGAAGAUGUUGCUGAUGAUAUUGCCCACAGUGCUGAAGAUGCUGCUGAUGAUACUGAACAAGCAACCGAGGAAGAGAACAACAACGACAACCACAACGAUGAAGAGACCGAAGAGCAGGAGCAGGAUGAUGAACGAACGCUGAGCUGGGACAGUGAUUUAAUUGAUGUUGCGUCUGUUCAGCAUCAAGUGCGCGAUCUAAACGAAUUGAGUGUUCGAUUGGUGCAAACGAACAACAUGAAUUCGCUGCCGGUUGUUGCUGGCAAUGUUGCCAACACAAUAUGGGACUUGGCCACGUACAAUUCAAUCGAUAACAUCGAGAAUCAGUGUUUGGAGUUGGGCUGCAUUAAAGCUGGCAUCGUUGAAUGGUUGCAGAGCGAAGAUCGUUCCUUCGAAACGAACUUAAGUCGUCCACUGCGUCGCCUGAUUGGCGAACUUCCAGCACAGACAGCUCUCGAAGAGCGUCUCACUUGGUUGACCGAGGAAGAAGCUAACGAUGUUGCUCCUGCUGUUGUUGAGAAUGAAUAUCCGGAUUUGUGCUCGCCUGAUGUUCGAUGCUCGUCGAACAGUUUGUUGAGCGGGUUUUUAAUACGUCAGAGCAUCAAUGAGCUGGCGUACUUGCAACAGAAUUUGAAUCUCAACGAUUUGCAGCAAGAACUAAGAUACGAGGAUGAGAAAUCGGAUGUGGAUGAGGAGGAAGCCAGCAACAGUUGCAACUAUGAAUCGGACUUGGAGUUGGAAAUUGUGCCGCUUGCCUCGUAUGUAAAGCAAACAGCUGAGCUAAUUGCCCAGAUUAAGGCAACACUUUAAGCCCAACAACGAAUUCAUUUUGAAUAUUAUUCAAAUGCGAUACCCGAACAAAAUUGAUGCCCGCAUAACUUUUAUUGCAAUUGCUGCUUGGCCACAAAUUUGUGCUGCACCUUUUGGCUUUACCUUCGCAAAUCUCUAGCUCUGGCUAUGACGAAUGUCUUUUUUAUUCAAUUUUAUUCCUCUUCUCCUUCUCCCUUCUCAAAUUUUCUUUGUUCUCGCUUUGUGCUUGCCUCCGAUUGCCUUACGAGUCGCUCAACUUUCUUAUCAAGCAUGCCACAAAAUGUAUUCUAAAUUUCACAACGAAAACUUUGGCGGUUCCUGAGUUAUGUUUAUGUUAUAUCUAGGUUAUAGCUUAUGUUCUCUAUCAUAUUUUAGAAGAGUUUAAAGAAACUCCAUCCGUAGCUGCAUGAUUUGAUAUUAGAUAGACCAAAUAUUAUUCAAAGUUCCAGAGCAAUGUUCAAAAUUAUAUAUAUUUUUAUAGCUUAUGAAUUAUUUUUAAAUUUAUCGUAGACUGCAAUAAGAAAAUAAAUAAAAUAUGUAAUAUCGAGUUCUUUCCUCAUGAAAAAGAAUUUUGGUGAAAUGAUAAAUAAAUUGUAAUAAGUGUGUACUUAUAAAUAUACC
Molecule: messenger RNA, 3704 nt
Organism: Drosophila sulfurigaster albostrigata
Lineage: Eukaryota; Metazoa; Arthropoda; Insecta; Diptera; Drosophilidae
Exons: 2
Coding region: 270-3083 (937 amino acids)
Source: RefSeq, a predicted model, not a curated record